Molecule: messenger RNA, 1017 nt
Organism: Penicillium riverlandense
Lineage: Eukaryota; Fungi; Ascomycota; Eurotiomycetes; Eurotiales; Aspergillaceae
Exons: 4
Coding region: 1-1017 (338 amino acids)
Cellular component (GO): intracellular anatomical structure
Molecular function (GO): oxidoreductase activity, acting on NAD(P)H, oxygen as acceptor
Source: RefSeq, a predicted model, not a curated record
AUGGACGGACUAUCGUCGGUGCGUAUACUCUCAGCAUUCAGUCUAGACUGUCAUUGCUUAUCCCUGCUAGUAACCGGCGCGGGCGGAUUCCUAGGCACAACCGUGACAGAAUCAAUCUUAGAAAGCGGUGGCGAUGUCAUCUGUCUAGACGUGAUGGACACACCAAAAGCAUUAGAGUGGGAAAACAUUGAACAUAUCGCAAAGAAAUACUCUCGUUUCGUGUCAUACCACCAGUGCAACGUGCAAAGCGACAACGAAGUAGCAGAGACAUUCACAAAAUUUGUCCCAACGCUUCGAUUCCCAAUCCGCGGUCUCGUAGCCUGCGCCGGUAUUUCGGACAACGGACCCGCAACCGAAUUUCCGGGCGAGUCUUUCAGCCGCCUGCUUGAUAUCAAUGUCACGGGUACAUUUCGCAUCGCACAAGCUGUUGCACGGGAGGUUCUCCGGGUGAGCGUGUCGGCGAGCAUGGUUUUCGUUGCUAGUAUGAGCGGCUAUGGCGUGGACACGGCGGGAUACAACUCCUCUAAAGCGGCCGUUCACCAGCUUGCUCGCUCGCUAGCAGCGGAGUGGGGGUCGAGGGUUGGCAUGCCUCUGAUCAGGGUCAAUUCGCUGUCUCCUGGGUACAUUCGUACCGCUGCUACCGCCGAGGCGUUGCAGAAGCCUGGUAUGGAGGCGCAGUGGACCGGUGAUAAUAUGCUCUAUCGAUUGAGUACGGUGGAUGAGUUCCGUGCGCCGGUGAUAUUUUUGUUGGGUGAUGGGAGCAGUUUUAUGACGGGGUCGGAUCUGAGGUGUGGCCCAUUUGAACAGAAAGGCUACAUUCUGACGGAGACGAACUUGGCUGGACAGACACUGUUGCAUGUGGCCGCCGGGCUGGUGUCUGAACGUGUGAGCCCGUGGUUCAAAUUUCUACAGGCCAAAGGGCUCGAUUCUGUGGCUAGAGACAAGGAAGGGAAAACUCCAAUUGAUAUUGCGAAGUUGAAUGAGGAAUUUGAUGGACCACUCACUCUAAGAGAUUAA